Molecule: messenger RNA, 1047 nt
Organism: Rhodotorula toruloides NP11
Lineage: Eukaryota; Fungi; Basidiomycota; Microbotryomycetes; Sporidiobolales; Sporidiobolaceae
Product: ribonuclease H2 subunit A
Exons: 7
Coding region: 1-1047 (348 amino acids)
Biological process (GO): mismatch repair; DNA replication, removal of RNA primer
Cellular component (GO): ribonuclease H2 complex
Molecular function (GO): RNA binding; RNA-DNA hybrid ribonuclease activity
Source: RefSeq, a predicted model, not a curated record
AUGGCUGGCAGGAAACGCGCAGCAUCGCCCUCGGCCUCGCGCUCGCCUUCGCCCAGCGCAGAGAAGCAACCUCGCUUCCACUUCCCCUCCGUCCGCCGCAACGAACCCCUCAUCGACUCAUACACCUACCACUCGGUCGACGCAGAGCGUGAACAGGCGGAGGGACAGGCUGGUGCGGGCGAGGACGCGAACGAGGUGGAGGAGAAGCGGGACGUCGAGGGCGAGUGGAUGCUGGGCGUCGACGAGGCAGGUCGAGGACCGGCGCUCGGUCCGCAAGUAUACGGCAUCGCGUUCUGCCAGCUCUCGUACGAGUCGACGCUGAAGGAGAUGGGUUUUGCCGAUUCGAAGACCCUGACCGACCCGCUGCGAGAAGAGCUCUUCAAAGACAUCCUAGAGCACAAUGACGACGUCAAGUAUGCGGUGACAGUCAUGAGCCCGAACGACAUCUCGAUGGGCAUGCUCAGGAAGGUGCCGUACAACCUCAACGCGCAGAGUCACGACGUCACGAUCAACCUGAUUCGCGAGGUUGUCGAACGAGGGUACAAGGUCAAGCAGUGCUUCGUCGACACCGUCGGACCCGCAGCCGACUACCAAGCCAAACUCUCCUCCUUCUUCCCCACCAUCAACUUCACCGUCACCUCGAAAGCCGACGCCCUCUUCCCCAUCGUCAGUGCCGCCUCGAUCGUGGCAAAGGUCACGCGUGACCGGAUACUUGAGGAGUGGUGUUUUGCGGAACCGGGGUUGGGAGGGACGGGAGAGGGAGAGGAUGGAGAGGGAGAUGCGGUGAGGGUAUUCGGCAGUGGGUACCCGAGCGACCCAAAGACCGUCGCCUGGCUGCAAGACAACUUCAGCCCGAUCUUUGGCUUCCCCAACGUCGCGCGUUUCAGCUGGGCGCCCGUCAAGAACGCGUUGCUCAAGAAGGGCGCGGCGUCGAAGUGGGACGACGAGCCUGCGAGCAUCCAGAAGUACUUCACGGGCAAGCCGGCAGGUCCGGAACAGGCGCCGCUGUGGAAGGACUUCAACCUCCUCUCGGUCGGCGAGUUCUGA